Messenger RNA from Coregonus sp. 'balchen', 4357 nucleotides. Lineage: Eukaryota; Metazoa; Chordata; Actinopteri; Salmoniformes; Salmonidae. The record is from the annotation of a GenBank genome assembly.
AUGUCGUCGCCAGAGAUCGUCCUGGGGACAGGACAGAUGAAGGUGAAGGGCUGCUCCUCUUCCUAUAAGGACUGUAAGGUAUGGCCCGGGGAAAGCCGUGCCUGGGACUGGAGUGAGACUGGGACAGACGUAAGUUAUUGAAACGACCCUGGGUUUAUAAACGUGGAUAUCGACUCUGCCACGCGAGCAUGCUUUUGGGGCAUAGUCGAUGGCUUUGGGCUAGAAGGUUGAGGGUUCGAGACCUGCUCCACGCCUGUUUCAUUACGUUGGUGUCAGAAUUGAUCGGACCUUGCAUCCACGAACGUGCGUGUGCUUGCCCGUUGAGCGCGUUCCUGUAAGAUGUUGAGUUGUAAGCUAGCGCGAGGACGGGGGUUGUGUAACGACCCUGGGUUUAUAAGUGCGGAUAUCGACUCUGCCACACGAGCAUGCUUUUGGGGCACAGUCGAUGGCACGCUGGAAUUUGGGCUAGAAGGUUGAUGGUUCGAGACCUGCUCCCUGCCUGUUUCAUUACAUUAUUAUGAUAAUAGGACAUAGAGCCGGACAUGGGCUACGUCUCAAAUGGCACCUUUGUUACGUGAAUUUCUAUCCCAAUGUUUAAAAAAUGAACUUAUUACUCAGUCUGUAUCCCAGAGGUUGUAAAUCUCUAAUAAUCAGACCAAGCAGCCCAGCAUACAAUCAUCAGGCUUUAUUCAUGAAAACGUUCUGCCAUCACAAUUUCAGAGUCCAUCUUUUAUACUCAUACAUCAUACAAACAUCCCUCUUCUCUGUAGGCAGGCUGUAGUUUUCCACUUUAAAACUGCUCUCCUGACCAUCAGUACACACACACACACACAUACAUACAUACAUACAUACAUACACAUGCCUACACACAUACAUACAUACACAUGCAUUCCUUAGUUAUCGCCGUCCUCACAAUAUCCUGCAUACUCCUUAAAAAACCUAACAGUUUCUCUCCUCCCUAAAUUGGGAGGCCCCUUUAUCUUGGUUUAGACAGUUCUCCUUUGUUGUCUGGUCUAACUCUUACUCACAUUGCUAAAUAGUAGCUCAAUGCCAUAGUCUUUACUGGUCCUACACUCACACAUUUCACACAGUUUCAGGGUGUAAUAAUUAGUCAUUAAUAAUUAAUCUAUCAACCUUAUAUGAUGAUAAUGAUGUCACUCACAAUGUGUGUAGCAUCAAUCUGGAGUGCAUCCUGCAGAUCUGGAGGAGGUGCUUCAGAAGGGGGUGGAGACGCUGGUCAUCGGGCGGGGCAUGAGUGAGGCGCUGCAGGUAUGCCCCUAGACCCAUACGCACAGACUUCCCCUACUCCCUACACAUUUACACUACACUUUCCCUAGACCUACACAUUUACCCCAAAUAUUGUUUAUUAUAUUGACAAGAUAUUCGAGUGACCACUCUAACAAUGAAAAUAAAUGUCCUCAAAGAUAGAAGGCAGGCGGGAGGAGGUGAGAUCAGGUGGGACUAUUCUAGCCAGUGAGAGGGCAGAUACGCGUUAACAAUAGGCCAUAGAGAUAUAUAGAGGACUCAUUUUUGUAUCUGUGCCAUUAUAGCGUCUGUGACAGCCUCAAAUGCACUGCCUAUUGCUAUCUCCAUUUUAAAGGAGUACAUUUUAUUUUUCUUAUUUGGCAGAUUUUUUCCAACUCAUAGGAAUCCCCACCCAGUUGACUACUUUAAAAUGUUGUAAGCCUUCAAUGGCAAUGUCCAUGCUAAAAUUGAUUAUAUCCAUGAUGAGUCCUCUAUAUACAGUGGGGAGAACAAGUAUUUGAUACACUGCCGAUUUUGCAGGUUUUCCUACUUACAAAGCAUGUAGAGGUCUGUAAUUUUUAUCAUAGGUACACUUCAACUGUGAGAGACGGAAUCACAUUGUAUGAUUUUUAAGUAAUUAAUUUGCAUUUUAUUGCAUGACAUAAGUAUUUGAUCACCUACCAACCAGUAAGAAUUCCGACUCUCACAGACCUGUUAGUUUUUCUUUAAGAAGCCCUCCUGUUCUCCACUCAUUACCUGUAUUAACUGCACCUGUUUGAACUCGUUACCUGUAUAAAAGACACCUGUCCACACACUCAAUCAAACAGACUCCAACCUCUCCACAAUGGCCAAGACCAGAGAGCUGUGUAAGGACAUCAGGGAUAAAAUUGUAGACCUGCACAAGGGUGGGAUGGGCUACAGGACAAUAGGCAAGCAGCUUGGUGAGAAGGCAACAACUGUUGGCGCAAUUAUUAGAAAAUGGAAGACGUUCAAGAUGACGGUCAAUCACCCUCGGUCUGGGGCUCCAUGCAAGAUCUCACCUCGUGGGGCAUCAAUGAUCAUGAGGAAGAUGAGGGAUCAGCCCAGAACUACACGGCAGGACCUGGUCAAUGACCUGAAGAGAGCUGGGACUAGUCUCAAAGAAAACCAUUAGUAACACACUACGCUGUCAUGGAUUAAAAUCCUGCAGCGCACGCAAGGUCCCCCUGCUCAAGCCAGCGCAUGUCCAGGCCCGUCUGAAGUUUGCCAAUGACCAUCUGGAUGAUCCAGAGGAGGAAUGGGAGAAGGUCAUGUGGUCUGAUGAGACAAAAAUAUAGCUUUUUGGUCUAAACUCCACUCGCCGUGUUUGGAGGAAGAAGAAGGAUGAGUACAACCCCAAGAACACCAUCCCAACCGUGAAGCAUGGAGGUGGAAACAUCAUUCUUUGGGGAUGCUUUUCUGCAAAGGGGACAGGACGACUGCACCGUAUUGAGGGGAGGAUGGAUGGGGCCAUGUAUCGCGAGAUCUUGGCCAACAACCUCCUUCCCUCAGUAAGAGCAUUGAAGAUGGGUCGUGGCUGGGUCUUCCAGCAUGACAGCGACCCGAAACACACAGCCAGGGCAACUAAGGAGUGGCUCCAUAAGAAGCAUCUCAAGGUCCUGGCGUGGCCUAGCCAGUCUCCAGACCUGAACCCAAUAGAAAAUCUUUGGAGGGAACUGAAAGUCUGUAUUGCCCAGCGACAGCCCCGAAACCUGAAGGAUCUGGAGAAGAUCUGUAUGGAGGAGUGGGCCAAAAUCCCUGCUGCAGUGUGUGCAAACCUGGUCAAGACCAACAGGAAACGUAUGAUCUCUGUAAUUGCAAACAAAGGUUUCUGUACCAAAUAUUAAGUUCUGCUUUUCUGAUGUAUCAAAUACUUAUGUCAUGCAAUAAAAUGCAAAUGAAUUACUUAAAAAUCAUACAAUGUGAUUUUCUGGAUUUUUGUUUUAGAUUCCGUCUCUCACAGUUGAAGUGUACCUAUGAUAAAAAUGACAGACCUCUACAUGCUUUGUAAGUAGGAAAACCUGCAAAAUCAGCAGUGUAUUGUUCUCCCCACUGUAUCUCUAUGACAACAGGCACAACUCCAAUGUAAAGUCAUAUUUGGGUAAGUUGCCGAAAUGCCACAGGCGUAAACUUAUAUCACUGCAUUCGUAACAACCUAAACAUUACUAAAUUUCCUUUCAAUCAAAUAAGCCUCACGUAGCAAAUUAGCAAUUACAUUUUUUGUUGACCAAAUUUGACACUCAUUGACCUUCAUACAAAAAAUCCUCACUUCUUGAGCUUAUUUUCAUGGACAGAUUUUGGGCAGAGUAAAACCUCUCGCUUCCCCUCCGUUUCCCCUACCGUUCACUUUCCCUAGCCCCUACAAACAUACUUUCACCAGCUCCUACACAUUUACCCUUCCUCUGCCCUACACUUUCCCUAGCCCCUACACACUUCCCCAGAGUUCUCUCUCUGGCUGUGUUCGAGAGCGUCAAAACUGUGAUGUACCAUGGGUAAAUUGUGAAUGACAGAUCUACAAAUAAUAUUUAGUAGUUAUUUAUGAUGCAAGGUGAUUUGUAGAUCAAUCAGUCUCAACUGCCUUUAAAGGAAAGCUCCACCCAAAAACUAACUUUUGGUAUUUGUUUCAUUAGUCCAUUGGUUGACAUAGUCCCAAAAUGUUUUGCUUGUCAGCAAUCAAGUUUAAGAUAUGUAACUCAAAAUACAGAAAUCAUCCCUGUAUGAUGCAAUUUGCAUCAUAUGAUGCAAAACACAGCAUCAUAUGAUACAAAUUGCAUCAUACGGGGAUGAUUUAUGUAUGUGGAAAGUUACGUAUCUUGAAAACUUGAUUGCUGACAAGCAAAACAUUUUGGAACUGUCAACAAUGGACUAAUGAAACAAAAACAAAAUGAUAGUUUUCAGGUGGAAUUUGUCUUUUAAAGUCAGCUGCAAUGUUGAACACGCUGUCUCUCUAAAGGUCCCGUCCUCAACUGUGGAUUUUGUGAGACAGAGAGGAGUGGAACUGAGGGUGCUGCAGACAGAGAAGGCAGUCACAGAAUACAACAACCUGGUUGGCCAGGGAGCCAAGGUGGGCGGCGUCUUCCACUCUACCUGCUGA